AUAGAUUUGUACAAUAUUAGCGAGAUAACGAGAAUUUCCCAAUUUCUGUUAAAAUUCUAAAAAACAUGCUAAUUCCAAAGACAAGAAAAAGACUGCACUUUACAAUAGAUUCUAGAAAAUCUUUAACUGAUAAUUAUCUGUUCUAUAUUGUCUAUUAUUAAUUUUUGGGAAGCCUAUGUGUUCGCUGCCAUUUUCUAUUCGAUAAAUUGGAAGGAAAUUAAUUUGGGAGAACAAAAAGGUGUGUGCAUACCUACAAACUGCCGCAGGUUAUGCGAAGAGGCUCGUAUAAGUAUGUCCUCUUACCGCGGCGAGGGCGCCUGGGACGGCGGGCCGCCGGGCGCCGAGGCGGACUACGCGCCGGCGCCCGCUCCCCCUGCGCCGCCCGCGCCCACCACCGACCCCUGGACCGGGGUGAGCUACAGCCACUACCCGCAGCAGUACGACUACCAGGGCUACGGCGCCUCCUCGUACAGUUAUAACUACGACUCCAGCUACUACCAGCGCUCCGACGCGGGCUACUACGACAGCGCAGCCGCCGCCUACCCGCCGGCCGCGCCCGAAGCCUACGACUACGCCCGACCGGCCGAAGGGUCGCGCUCCCCGCAUGCUUCACGCGACUAUGACCGUCAUCGCUCUUACAGGUCAAAGUCGAGAAGUGCUUCCCCAUACGACAGAAAGCGUGAAUAUUCUAAAAAAAGAGAUGCCAGCUAUGAAGACAGUCGGUGGCGCAGGUCCCGGAGUGCCUCUAAACGCAAAUAUUCUAAAUAUUCUUCCAGCGAACGCUCCAGCUAUAAGUCCAGAUCAUAUUCCAGAUCCCCUAAGAAAAUAAAAAAGGAACGUAGGACGUCGUCUGGUUCAUCUGAAAGGUCAUACAAUAAAACAGGAGCUGGUAGGACUCACCAUUCUCAGACUCCACCAAUAAAAAGUAGAUCAUCCAGAUCCAAUAACGAAGAUAGAGUGCGAAGUCCUGCUGUAAAAUACAGACAUGACAAGGAUCUCAAAAGUAAAGUAAAGUCUGACUCGUACUCGAGAGAUAAGAGAGAACGAGAUGUUUUCACUCCACCUCGGAAAGAUGCAGUUGAUUCAACAAAAAAUCGGAAGAGAUCUGACAAAUCUGUCACUCCUCCUGUUGUUUACAAAAGAUCAGAGAGAUCUCCACAGAGGAAAAAGAAUUACAAAGAUCUAAAGUCUGGCACGCCACCGAGGAAACCUAGAGAUAGCUCUGUUACACCUCCGAGGUGCUAUGCUCGUAGUCGCUCAUCCUCCAGAUCACUGACGCCGAAGAUAAAACGUAAAGUGUCGCGGAGCCCAAAGUCGCGCCGCAAGAGAUCUAUGUCUUCCAGCUCGUCGUCUGCCUCUUCGGCGAGCUCGCGCUCUAAACGUCGCGCCAGGCGCAAAUCAGGCUCUGAAAACGAAUCUCGAAGUAAAAGUCGAUCAAAGGGACGAUCGCCCAGCAAGAGAAGGUCCAGCUCUCGACGCCGGUCCGUGAGGCGAUCGAGAAGCCCUAAAGCGUCAAGGUCACGAUCGCGGUCACACAGCUCCAAAAGCCGCAGUGGCACGCCCAGUGAAGAGGAAUGUCGAGGACAGUUCACUGUGGCCGACAGAAAAAGAUUUUGGAAAAUGCAUAAAAGUAGACAAGAAGCUGAAAAGCCAAAAACUCCACCCAAGGAGAUGAAACCUCCCCCUGGGGCUGUUGAAACUAGUAACGCUGUGGAUAUUGAGUAUGGUGAUCCCCCUGAGGUGGUGGGACCAAAUUUUGAUGAGCUGCUCCAACAGCCUGAUAUUCUGCAUGCUCCUUCAUCAUCAAAAUUGAAACCUGGCCCAAUACCUAUAAAAAAUGAUGGAAGUUUUCUGGAAAUGUUCAAGAAAAUGCAGGAGCAGACUAAGAAAGUGGAAGAAAGUCAAGCAAAACCUGUAAUUAAAAAGCCAGUGUUACCUUUCAUUGGUAAAAGGCGAGGAGGGAGGGUUCUUAAGACUGGUAUGGUGAAGAAGGCCAAGGCAAUUGAUGAACAAACAGUGGACAACACUCCCAAAGAUGCAUGGUCUCUCUACAUGCAAGAAGUGAAAAAAUACAGAGAAACGUCUUGCGAAGAAGAAAGGAAGACUAGGCCGCUCGUCAAAUAGCCAUUAUCAUAAGAUUGUAUUCUGCAUUUAGCAGUUUUGACUGUUAUUUUUGUAUUGUCAUGUGUAAUAUGUAUCCUAUUUUAUUUCUGUUGACUCACUCAUUCAUUGCAUUAACAAAUGAAAGGCAAUAAAGAAGUUAUAAGGAUGA
Messenger RNA from Bicyclus anynana (squinting bush brown), 2272 nucleotides. RefSeq names its product cytochrome c oxidase subunit 6B1. NCBI's taxonomy places the organism in Eukaryota, Metazoa, Arthropoda, Insecta, Lepidoptera, Nymphalidae. The transcript has 2 exons. The record is from RefSeq and is a predicted model, not a curated record. Gene Ontology annotation, cellular component: mitochondrion; respiratory chain complex IV. Gene Ontology annotation, molecular function: 5'-3' exonuclease activity; 3'-5' exonuclease activity. Bases 292 to 2124 code for a protein of 610 amino acids.